Saitoella complicata NRRL Y-17804 is the source of this 979-nucleotide messenger RNA. RefSeq names its product succinate dehydrogenase ubiquinone iron-sulfur protein-like protein. Lineage: Eukaryota; Fungi; Ascomycota; Saitoellomycetes; Saitoellales; Saitoellaceae. Gene Ontology annotation, cellular component: mitochondrial membrane. Bases 69 to 926 code for a protein of 285 amino acids. Gene Ontology annotation, biological process: aerobic respiration; tricarboxylic acid cycle; respiratory electron transport chain. Gene Ontology annotation, molecular function: 2 iron, 2 sulfur cluster binding; electron transfer activity. The transcript has 2 exons. The record is from RefSeq and is a predicted model, not a curated record.
AGAUAUCCAACAAAUACCCCCCCAUCACGGGCUCAACUCUCAAGAGAUCCAUUCACAUUUCACUCACAAUGUUGGCCUCUACCCGCUCUACUGCUGCCCGCUCUGCGGCUUCCCUCUUGCGUCCCGCAAGCCGUUACAUCUCUACUACCCAGCAGCCUCGGAUGGCCGAGGUUGCCUCUUCUACCGCCACCUCUGAGCAGCCUACUCGCGAGCAGGAGCCCCGCUUCAAGACUUUCUCUAUCUACCGCUGGAACCCCGACCAGCCCUCCGAGAAGCCCAAGAUGCAGGAGUACAAGGUCGACCUCAACAACUGUGGUCCCAUGAUUCUCGACGCCUUGAUCAAGAUCAAGAACGAGCAGGAUCCUACUCUUACCUUCCGUCGUUCAUGCCGUGAGGGUAUCUGCGGUUCCUGCGCGAUGAACAUCGAGGGUGGAAACACUCUUGCCUGCUUGUCCCGUAUCAACGUCGACACCGCCAAGGAGACCAAGAUCUACCCCUUGCCCCACACCUACGUCGUCAAGGACAUCGUCCCCGAUCUCACCCAGUUCUACAAGCAAUACAAGUCUAUCCAGCCAUACCUUCAGCGUGACUCCCACCCCGAAGGCCAGGAGAACUUGCAGACAAUUGAGGAGCGCAAGAAGCUUGAUGGUUUGUACGAGUGUAUUCUUUGCGCGUGUUGUUCGACAUCUUGCCCGUCUUACUGGUGGAACUCGGAUGAGUACUUGGGUCCUGCGGUUUUGAUGCAGGCUUACAGAUGGAUGGCGGAUUCUCGUGAUCAGGCCGGUCCUCAGCGUAAGGCGAUGAUGCAGAACUCUAUGUCUUUGUACAGAUGUCACACCAUCAUGAACUGUGCAAGGACUUGCCCUAAGGGAUUGAACCCUGGAAAGGCCAUCCAGGAGAUCAAGAAGUCUUUGGCUUUCGACUAGACGUGUCGUCGUCAUAGUUAGAGGAGACUUGGAGUUGGAGGGCGGAAAAGAGG